AUGAAGAAGCAAGAAGACAUGAAACACAGUAACCUAGAAAUCCCUGUAAAAAGAAAGGACAUCAGCAGCAGCAGCAACAACAACAACAUCAGCAGCAGCCAGCCUGAUCCUGAAGGGUUUCAUCAGAUUUCUAGAAUGAGGCAUGACACUGAUCUUGAUCUUGAUCUUUCUUUAGGACCCAGAAGAAUCUCUCCUGCCCCUGCAACCACCCUUCUUCGCUCGCAUACCAUUUUGCCUGCAACUUCUCACACGGGGUUUACUCAUGAGCCUACAUUUCAUGCUGGCGCUGCUGUUAUUGCUCCUUCUUUGCAGAGCCAAGAGGGUCACGCUGCUGGUCCCUCUCGCGCUCCACGUUCUCGUCGUAACCCUAGCAAUACUCCACGAAAUGGCAAGAGUGAAACUAUUUCUCCGCCUUUCCCUUGGGCUACUAAUCGUCGAGCCAUGGUGCAUAGUCUUGAUAUCUUGCUUUCAAGAAAUAUAGAAAUCAUUACCGGUGCCGUUCAAUGCAAAAAAUGUGAGAAGCAAUAUGAAAUGGAGUUUAAUCUGAAGAAGUUUGAUGCAAUAGGGAAAUAUAUCGCUGAAAACAAGAGUUCCAUGCAUGAUAGGGCUCCAAACAAGUGGAUGAAUCCCAUCUUACCUACGUGCAAAUAUUGCAAGCAAGAAAAUAGUGUAAAGCCUCUCAUUUCUGAGAAGAAGAAAUCGAUUAAUUGGUUGUUCUUGCUACUGGGUGAGAUGCUGGGUUGCUGUACUCUUGAGCAGUUGAAGUAUUUCUGCAAGCACACCAAGAAUCACAGAACUGGGGCUAAGGAUCGCGUUCUUUAUCUUACAUAUCUUGGAUUCUGUAAACAGCUUGAUCCCAAUGGUCCUUUUGAUCGCUGAAAUUAACAGGAGAGCAUCUGGGUAUUAUGUUGAUGUAAAUGGUAAUUGCAGGAGUAGUAGUAGUAUGCAUGGGGUAGUGUUCAGUGGAUUCAUAUAAGGAUUUCUUUUGAUCUUUUUGUAGCUUUUAACGGUUGAGCUAGAUUGCCAUCUUGAAAUUCUAUCAUCUGAGGGAUCAUAUGCCUUUAAAUUCUCAUCUAAAUCUAACUAUUUGAAUUACUUUCCAUUCUAAUUAUUCAAUAU
Molecule: messenger RNA, 1119 nt
Organism: Manihot esculenta (cassava)
Lineage: Eukaryota; Viridiplantae; Streptophyta; Magnoliopsida; Malpighiales; Euphorbiaceae
Exons: 2
Coding region: 1-879 (292 amino acids)
Source: RefSeq, a predicted model, not a curated record